AUGGCUGCACCAGGUCCUGCUUGUUUGUCAGUGACGGUCAGCAGCAGUAAACCUCAUGUUGAGGUGCAUGAGCACACUGAUGCUGUGUUGUCCUGUGAGUUCAGAACAGAGAAGGACCAAAACCCUCGGAUUGAGUGGAAGAAAAAAGGAAAGGGAGUGACAUUUGUGUACUUCAACAAUAAAUUUACAAGCUCUUACACAUCACGGGCUAAGAUCGAGGGCGCCACUCUCACCAUCCACUCUGUGACUCAGAAGGACUCAGGGGACUACCGCUGUGAGGUGACUGCCAGUGAGGACCAUGUUAACCUCGGGGAGGCUACAGUCAACCUCAAUGUUUUAGUGCCUCCUCAUAUCCCAUCCUGUGAAGUGCCAAGUCCAGUGUUUGUGGGCUCCAGCCUGGAGCUCCUCUGUAAAGACAAGCUGAGUGUGCCUCCUGCCACUUACCGUUGGUACAAGGACAACAAGGGCCUGACAGCUACACAGGACACACCUUACAACAUAGACCCCAGCAAAGGCACACUGAAGUUUAAGAGUGUCUCCAAACUUGACGCUGGGAUGUAUCGCUGCGAGUCCUCCAACAAUGCGGGGGCGCCUAAGAGCUGUGUGGCUCAACAACUCAAAAUUAUUGACUAUCCGCUGAACCUGACCAUCCUGAUCGCAGGGGCUGCCGGCCUCGUGGCGUUCCUCCUCUUCUGCUGUGUCUGUGUGUGCCUGUGUCGACGCAAAGGAUGCUGUGGAAAAAACAAGAAACCAAAAAGCCCAUCUCCGUACAGCCCCCCUCCUCCUCCCAGCCGUAACCUGAAGACGUACAAGCCAACUCAGUCUUUUAUGAUUUGAAAAACAACCACUGGAUGUCAGAUGAACACUUUGUGAGCGCCGCACUGAAACUAUGUCUCAUAAGAGUGGACUGCUGGAUUGGAAAGGAAGACUUUUAAACUGUAUUUUACAAUGUAUGAGUGCUUAUACUGUAUGUGUUGACUCUACUGCUUUGUUAAGUGUCUGUAUAUAUCUA
Boleophthalmus pectinirostris (great blue-spotted mudskipper) is the source of this 1012-nucleotide messenger RNA. RefSeq names its product junctional adhesion molecule 2b (gene jam2b). The coding region runs from base 1 to 837 and encodes 278 amino acids. Gene Ontology annotation, biological process: leukocyte tethering or rolling. Lineage: Eukaryota; Metazoa; Chordata; Actinopteri; Gobiiformes; Gobiidae. The record is from RefSeq and is a predicted model, not a curated record. Gene Ontology annotation, cellular component: protein complex involved in cell adhesion; cell surface; tight junction. The transcript has 10 exons.